ACACUGGGAUCACAUGGACUCUGACCGGCGUGCAGCACACUGAGGGGCGGCUUGGCAGCCGUCAUGUCCCACUCAGCGCUGCAGUUCCAGGCCGGGGACGAGGUGCCGUGUGCGGGCCCCGACGAGGAUGAUACGCUGGCAGACGAGGAUGACAUCUGCCAGCUGGAGAAGCACAUGUCAGAGCGCCGGAGGGCCAGGUCGCUUCCGGCAUGCCCGGCUGCCCUGCUGGCUGCUGUGGCUGGAAGUAACGGGCCCAAGAGGGUGACAUUUGCAGACUCCAUGGGCUUGAGUCUGGCCAGCGUCAAACACUUCAGCUCACUGGAGGAGCCUCAUGUCCCCAGCAAAGUGUUUUCUCGUCAUGCCAGCUUCCCUCCACAAGGAGACCGUCUGGGGGUACUGGACCAACACUUUGACCUCCCGCAGCCCCAUGACCCAGACGGUCGUGUCCAGCAUCUGCGCGUCUGCUUGGAGCAGCUCUCCGUCACUCAGUUCGACGUGCGGGGGCACAUACGUGUGCUGAGCGGCAGCGCACACAGAGAGGUUGGGGUUCGCUACACCUUCAACGACUGGCUCUCCCAUGUGGAUGCGCAGGCUCUGCUUGUGGACGUGCAGCUUCCGGGUGCUGUGGGCAUGCGCUACAGCUUCACCAUGUACACGCCGCCCUUCAUGGAGCCCGGCUCGGCGGUCCACUUCGCCGUGUACCUGCGGACUGAUGAGGGUGAGUUCUGGGACAACAACGACGGCCGGAACUUCAGCCUCUGGUACCGAGGUUUACACGAGCAUUUUGUCGGUGCCUCCUGAGCGAUAGUUUGCGCUUUGAUGUCAUUGCAUCAGAGGUGAUGCCAUCUUCAAAAACUCAGUUGAAAGGCCAAAAGGCCACUCAGAAGUGAUGACAAGCUGAAAUAAAAGUCAUCUGUGGACGUGA
Messenger RNA from Doryrhamphus excisus (bluestripe pipefish), 925 nucleotides. RefSeq names its product protein phosphatase 1 regulatory subunit 3G (gene ppp1r3g). NCBI's taxonomy places the organism in Eukaryota, Metazoa, Chordata, Actinopteri, Syngnathiformes, Syngnathidae. Gene Ontology annotation, cellular component: protein phosphatase type 1 complex. Gene Ontology annotation, biological process: regulation of glycogen biosynthetic process. The record is from RefSeq and is a predicted model, not a curated record. Gene Ontology annotation, molecular function: protein phosphatase 1 binding; glycogen binding.